UGACCCUCCCACUCUCUUAGGACAGACUGCAUGCUCUCUCUUUCCCCAUCCUCAGUCAACCUUCUUUCUGUUUCCAUUCUUGUCUUUCUCUCUCUUAUUCUCUUCCCCCUCUCUUGCUUUCUGUAAAAGUUAUCUGGUGAGGAAAGAAGACGACAUUUGGAUGAUUUUGACUCUUCCAUCAGCGUCCUCUGGGGAAGACAUCAGUCGUGGCGCAUAGCAUCCAAUGGAAACAUUGUUUGGCCUGCGUUUCAGGCGGAAAGCCUGUGAGCCAAAUGGGCGCAGGCGCUCCAGUGUGGCACUUCCAGCGAGUAAAGCACGCCGGCGCUCCAGCGUGGGCCUGCCCUCAGCUGGCCUGGCUCAUAGACGCAGGUCUAGCGCUCAGUUCCAAACCAGCAAUGUGCAUGCGGGGAUCUCACAAUGCAGUAGAGGACACUUCGCUAGGAGGAGGUCGAGCGGUGCGACAGCCUGCCUGACCCCACGGUUCGCUAUCCGACGAAGACAGGCUGCCAAACACCGCGGCAUUCACGCCCAGCUCCUAGGACCGUCGCUGCUCCUGGCUAGUGUGGUGCAGAUGAGCGAAGACCACGAAAGGGAGGAUAAGAGUGUAGAAGAAUACUCCUCUCUCUCUGAUAGUGACUCUAGUCAGGAAGAGCACGAGCAAGCAAGGAUUGACUUAGAGACGGAGUCUGAUAAGUGUCUGACAUGGUUGACUCAUGGUUUGUUGGCAGGAGAAAGCAUUCAGCCCCGCCCCAUCAUCCGUGCACCACGUUGCCUGCGACGAAACUCCUCACACCUGCUUCCCGCUGAGGCCGUUUAUCGAAGCCCAGCCUCUUAUGGGCUAUAUGGCCGUUACCGUAGGACCAGUCAGGCACAGGGGCUGUCUAAUAUAGGUGGAUUGUGGGAAGGGAGACAAAAUUCUUUUGCAGCUCAAGGACCAGUUGCACUGUACAGGACGAGCUCCCCUUGCUGGCCAGAUCUCGAUCUUUCACACACACUGCAGGGAACUUACUACAACCCACAGGUUGACACAUGGAGCGGGUUUCUAUCGAAGGCCAUUGCGAAGUCUGGUCUCCAGCACCUCUCAUGCCAGCCCAGUGCUGCAGUGUUGGCCAAGGGGGAAACGGACAGAGAAAUCCGCAGCACAGUGGACUGGAGUGAAUCAGCUCUAUAUGGAGAGCACAUCUGGUUCGAGACAAAUGUCUCUGGGGACUUCUGUUACGUUGGAGAACAGCACUGUUACGCUAAGUCACUGCAAAAGUCUGUUGCUCGGAAAAAAUGUGCUGCUUGCAAGAUCGUAGUUCACUCCAUCUGCAUUGAACAGCUGGAGAAGUUAUUGGACUGGAAUGCUCCACCUCAGGGGGAGGGGCUUCAUGAGGUGCCUCUCAAAGAGCCGUCAUUCAGAAUAAACUUCAGAUGUAAACCAUCUUUCAGGGAGUCAGGAUCGCGGAACAUCCGAGAACGCACAUGGCGACGCAGAGCUUUCAGAGGUCUCCGUGCUUUGGAGCAAAUGAGAGGUGCUGCAGCUAAAUAUAGUGCACACACCUCUAUCACACAGCCUGCAAUAGUGCGACACCACUGGGUCCAUCGGAGAAGACAAGAGGGCAAAUGCAAACAGUGUGGAAAGGGGUUUCAGCAGAAAUUUGCCUUUCACAGUAAAGAGAUUGUAGCCAUUAGCUGCUCCUGGUGCAAACAAGCAUAUCAUAAUAAAGUGACAUGCUUCAUGCUGCAGCAGAUAGAAGAACCGUGUUCAUUAGGAGCACACGCCGCCGUUAUAGUACCUCCUACCUGGAUCAUACGGCUUCGCCGACCUCAGUCCUCACUAAAGUCAAGCAAAAAGAAGAAACGAGCGUCUUUCAAACGCAAAUCCAGCAAGAAAGGAGCAGAGGAGGCUCGAUGGAAGCCCUUCAUAGUGAGACCUAUUCCCUCUCAACUCAUGAAGCCACUGCUGGUGUUUGUAAACCCAAAGAGUGGAGGAAACCAGGGAGCUAAAAUCAUCCAGACCUUUCUGUGGUAUCUGAACCCUCGGCAGGUCUUUGAUCUCAGUCAGGGGGGUCCUCAGGAAGGCUUGGAGAUGUAUCGCAAAGUUCACAACUUGAGAAUUUUGGCCUGUGGUGGGGAUGGCACGGUGGGCUGGAUCUUGUCCGCUCUUGAUCAGCUGCAGCUAAACCCUUCUCCUGCUGUGGCUGUACUUCCUCUGGGCACAGGAAAUGAUCUUGCUAGGACUCUGAACUGGGGUGGGGGUUACACAGAUGAACCUCUGAGUAAAAUCCUGUCUCACGUUGAGGAUGGGAAUAUUGUACAGCUGGAUAGAUGGAACCUUAUUGUAAAGCCCAACCCAGAGGCAGGCCCAGAGGAGAGAGACGAGCAGGUGACGGACAAGCUCCCUCUAGACGUCUUCAAUAACUACUUCAGCCUGGGGUUUGAUGCUCAUGUGACUUUAGAGUUCCACGAAUCUCGAGAGGCCAACCCUGAGAAAUUUAACAGCCGAUUCAGAAACAAAAUGUUCUAUGCAGGGACAGCGUUUUCUGAUUUCUUGAUGGGCAGCUCCAAAGACCUGGCUAAACACAUCAGAGUAGUGUGUGACGGCACAGAUUUGACCUCGAAAGUCCAGGAUUUAAAGCUGCAAUGCCUGGUCUUUCUCAAUAUCCCCAGGUACUGUGCGGGCACUAUGCCAUGGGGCAAUCCAAGUGAGCAUCAUGACUUUGAGCCUCAGCGUCAUGAUGAUGGCUGCAUUGAGGUCAUUGGAUUCACAAUGACAUCACUGGCCACACUGCAGGUCGGAGGUCACGGUGAGAGGUUAAAUCAGUGCCGUGAGGUCACCCUUACCACCUUUAAGUCAAUCCCCAUGCAGGUGGAUGGAGAGCCUUGCAAACUAGCGCCAUCUGUUAUUCACAUCUCUCUGCGAAACCAGGCCAACAUGGUGCAGAAAACCAAGAGACGUACAUCUAUACCACUGCUCAAUGAUAGUCAGCAACCAUUUCCAGAACGGUUACGGAUCAGAGUGAGCCGUAUCAGCAUGCAUGAUUAUGAAGCUCUGCACUACGACAAGGAGAAACUCAAAGAAGCUUCGAUUCCACUGGGUCUCAUCGUUGUCCCGGGAGACAGUGAUUUGGAAACCUGCCGAGCUCACAUCGAGAGACUACAGGAGUUUUGGACAGAUAAGGACUUUGUGUCGUGUCACCCAUCUCUGCAGCGGCUGGUGCUCCAGGAAGGUGAAGGGGCCAAAUCGAAGGCUUUAUCAUCUCAGAGGCUGUCGCCAAAAUGGUGCUUUCUUGAUUCUACAACAGCUGAUCGAUUCUACAGGAUUGAUCGAGCUCAAGAGCAUCUUAACUACGUGACUGAGAUUUCUCAGGAUGAGCUGUUCGUUUUGGAUCCAGAACUAGUUGUCACAGAGACGGUCAGCACAUCGCCAGGCAUGCCAGACCUGGUGGACUCUGGUGAUGUCCCGUCCGAUCCACGAAAAUUUGCCUUCCCAUCAUCCUCCUCUUCUCCACCAAACUCACCUGGACCUAGGGCUGCAGAGCUCCAAAGGAAGCGUGUUUCCAGUGACAGUUCUGUGGCAGAAGCACUUGCACACAGUGACUCGCUCAGAUCAACCAAAGCAGCUCUCAGCAGGGUGGGGGGUGUUCAUCGCUCAAAUACAACAGCAGCAGAUUUCAAACCUACCAGCAGGUUUGAGAAGAGCACCCUGAACAAUGCAAACUCUGUGUCAGCAGACAAUCUAAUUGAUUGUGUGAAGAAGAAGGACCAUCAGAAGUUGAAGGAGCUGCACAAGAAGGGGGCAGACCUGUGUAUGCAGGACCCUGUGGGCCGCACCCUUCUGCACUAUGCUGUGGAAGUGGGCAGCAAGGAGAUUGUCAGAUACAUCAUUGAUAAUGCACCCACCGAUAUUCUGGAUGUAACGGAGAGAGAAAACGGAGAGACGGUGUUGCACAAAGCGGCCUCGUUGUGUCAUAGGACAAUCUGUCAUUACCUAGUGGAGGCGGGAGCAUCUCUCAUGAAGACAGACUUACAGGGCGACACUCCAAAGCAUCGUGCCGAGAAGGCGAAAGAUGCAGAACUUGCGGCGUAUCUUGAGAACCGCCAGCACUACCAAAUGAUCCAGCGUGAAGACCAGGAGACUGCAGUUUGACCUUUUGACCUCUCACCCUUCACCUCAACCAGUGUCCUGCUUUUUGUGCCAAAACAACAGUAACCAAAAAUGUAUCGCUGUACCCAUAGCAGGCUGUCUGGACUGCACCGGGGGUGGAUACAUUCCCAGAGAGGGGGGACGGUCGCACACUUAACUGUCUCUGAAGAGGUCCCUAGCUUUUAUCAUCAUUCUCUGAAUGACCUGUUGGACUUAAUGUCUUUUAUUUCAUUGCACUGCCAAAACAUCUUAGAGUUUGUAUGUAUGAGACAGAAUGCAGAAUUCUCUUCAUGUUAAUACACUCAUCACGUUUGCUUUUCUAGUUUGACAAUGCUGAAUGUUAGUUGAAUACAGUGAGGAUUUCAAAGAUGCAUGGGCUGGUGAGGACAGUGCUGUUUGUGUCUCCAGAGUCAUCACUGUCUGUAAGUGCAGCUGGAGCAUUCACCGUAGCCCUGACUCUACAUCUACAGGUUCAGUAUUGCUCUGUUAUAGCUGAACUUUAGUCUGGUUAGUGUCCAGAGCAUGAACCGGAACCCGAAACAACAUUUUAAUAGCUGAAUUAUUUCCUAAUAACAGUAGAGCCAUUAAAUAAUAUGAUGUUAAUGUAUAAUGUAACUUUCUAGAUUCCUCUGCACUGAAAGAGUUCAGGAUGGUUCAAAGACAGGAAUGUUUACUGGGGUCUUGGUUUGAAGUAUCAGAACGAUUUAGAUAUUUUUCAGGUGUGUUUAUUGGAAGGAUUUUGCAUUUUCAUAGAUUUCUGUGCUGUUUCUAAUAAGAACAUUCGGUACUGUAAAUGUAUGCGAGUAGCUUUCUGUUUAAGAGGCAUUUGCACUGUAGCUUUGAUUGCCUUCUCUAUUCUAUAAUAUGGAUUUAUAAUUGAUGUACUAAAAUAUAGCUUCUUUCCUACAAUAUUUUUAAGUAAAUAGAUGUUUAUAUAAUUUGUAGCUAUUAAAGAUGUGUUGUCAUGUUUGUAUUAUAAAACGCUGUAAAUUAGAUUUUGGUUUAUUGGAGUUGAGAACAGAUCUCACUUUGUUUCAGCACAUUUUUCUUAAGUCUUUGUGAUAAACCAAUAAGAGUUUACACUCUAUGAGAGUUUUGUUUUUUUGUGCUGAUGUCUUAAUGCAGAUUUAAGAUUUUAGGAUGCUAUUUAUUUUCCUAAAAAAGUUAUAUAUUGAAAGUAAUUUGGCCUUGAAGCUAUACGUAUUUAAUAAUAUUAGUCAUUUAUAAUGUAUUUCAGUAAUUUACAUCACAGAAGUAAACUCUUCUCUGUCCAGAUAUGUUACUACUUCAUUAAUGAAAUGACCCACUGGUUUCAAAGUUCUUUACAAUAAAUGUCAUUAUACAGCAUGUAUGCAUAUUCACAAUGUAUAUAGGUAACACAUUGUAUUUAGGUAAGCACCCUAGCAUCUUUAAUGCUCUUCAUUAACUGGUCAGUUCUGUUCUUUCUUUGGAAAGACAUUUAAAAUUUUGAGUGUUUAAACAACCAUCCAUCCAACCCUUUUACCCUGACAGCUAUUUGACAGGAGCCUUGAUGAAUGACAUCAUUAGAGUGACAUCAUAUGCCACAAACGCUGAAGUCACUGAGCUCUUACAAUAAACAUGGGAUAUGUCUUAAUGAUCGAUUUUUAAAAUUCUGAAAGUUUUUUUUUUUUUUUUUUUUUUAGGGUUUUAGACCUUUUGCACUUUUUAUAGUGUGGAAAAUUGGGUUUGUUGUCCAGGAUAUGUAAAAAAAAAAAAAAAAAAAAACCUUUUACAAUGUUCCAUCUGAAACCUCAGUGUAAAGGCUGAUCGUGUAAAGUUUAUAGGAUAAGAACAUGUCUUGGUUUUUUAGGGUUGGUGUUACUAAAUAACUCCUGUAAUGGAAAAGCUGUUUUAUGUAGAUCGGAUAGACACAGGUUCACAGGUGCAUUCUGGGACAGAACAAAGCUAGCAGGCUGGCUGAAACUGUAAAUGGUCUAUAAGCCAACAGUGCUUUCUACACAAUCAUGCCAACUUCAUUCCGUUACCAAGGAAAUUUUUAUCAUUUAAUUUUACUAUUUGAGAUAAACAGCAUACAGGAGCCACUCUCAGAGAUUGGAGGGAUUAAGGGACAAUUUUAUGAGUUUUGAGGCUUUCAGUUUCUUCAUAAUUAUAGUAAUAAAAAUAAAACUAGAGUUUGUCAGACUAAUAGGCAGGACAGAUGGCAUAGAUUUGCCCCAAAUGUUUGAAUUAAUUUCUGAACCCUUUUAGCAGUCUUUUUUUCUCAUGUACUGUACAAAUUUUAGUAUCACUUACUUAUAUCUUAGAAAGCAGUUGUUUUGAGUGUAUAAUAUAACAAAAUUCUGUUUUUGUGACAACUUUUUAUUUCUCAUUUCAAAUAUGCUAGAGCCUUGCUACAGUAAUCUACACUUUUUUUUCCUCUGUUUCUGUAAAACUUUGAUUUUGUUUGACAUAGACCUUAUAUUGACAUGGAGUCCUUAGAAAUUCAACAGCCUUAAAUUUCUUAGGUGAUUUACAAAUGUUUGUAUGUCCACAGUUCUAUACCUGAUUAUUAGCAAUAUGUAUUUAUGACUGGCAUUGUGCUGUUCUACUGCAUGAACUCAGUCCACAACUAUUAACUCAGUACAGUGGAUAUUCUAAUGGCCAGUUUUUAUUAAAGUACUGUAGCCUGCAUUUAGCAUAUCAUUCUAGUAACCUCUAGGGGCAAGUGAGUCUAUGCCCCUGCAUAAGCCCACUGUUACAGAGUUAUUUAGCCUGGUGUUAAGAUUAUAUCACCUAGACUUUAAUGAUAUGGUUUUUUGAUUUUGUUGUUGAUUCAUCGACUCUGUGGCACGUUCAGAGGUGAUUGGAAGUGAUUCUGGCAGCAUUAUAUUACACUUCGGUCUCCUCUGCUGUGAUUUUUGUCCAACCAACAGAUUAUGGUUCUGUACAUUACUUCAUUAUAAAUAAUUUAUACUUGCAUGUUUUAUCAAGCAGCUAUUUAGGGCUGGACCUUACAUGUCCCUUCAUUAUCUUAUUAACACCAAGUUUUUAAUCCAUAGCUCAUUUCAGCUUCUCUUAUCAUCAAUACACUGUCAGAAACCAUUAAUUACAUGCGUCUAACUUCCUAUUUUACUUCACACUAUUGAAGUAUUUUCCAUUUUCAAUUUCAUCGUCAACAUUAUCAAUAAACACCCCAAUAUUGCAAUACUGCAAUAUUAUUUAAGAGCUGAGAUUUUCCAAGAAAUUUCCAUGCUUUUGUGAAAAUCUCUUUACUUUUACUUUCAAAGGGCAAAGCAAUGUAAUAUGUAUGUAUUCUGAAUUUCUGAAUGUUUUGUUGCUGUGUAUUUUCUCACUCAAUUAAGCUCUUAAGCCUUUAGCUAUCGAGAUGCAUGAAAGCAGUAAGAGGAAGGACUGUCUCUUUUAUUGAUUUACAGGGAAAAUGAUCUGACAUUGACACUAAUUUGUGUCUAGUUUUAGUUUAAUUUUUGUUUUUUUUGUUUUUUUGAGUUGCAGUGCAAUUCAAGGCUUGAAUUUGUUGGAUGUUUUGAAAAGGAAAAAGCAGAAAGCAUAGGCUCCAGUGCAAUACAGUAUAUUGGGUUUUAAGAAAUGUUUUAUGAAUUUUCUGUUCUGUAACAAUAUGUAGUCAAUAAUUAUCUUCAUGAACUUAUUCUGUUACUGUCUGGUUAUUACCAUAAUAAAGCAUACUGAAUAUUUCAUACUGAA
This is a messenger RNA of Ctenopharyngodon idella (grass carp), 7813 nucleotides long. It is a transcript of the gene dgkza, whose product is annotated as diacylglycerol kinase, zeta a. The transcript has 38 exons. Gene Ontology annotation, cellular component: nucleus. Gene Ontology annotation, molecular function: protein binding; ATP-dependent diacylglycerol kinase activity. Bases 224 to 4132 code for a protein of 1302 amino acids. The record is from RefSeq and is a predicted model, not a curated record. NCBI's taxonomy places the organism in Eukaryota, Metazoa, Chordata, Actinopteri, Cypriniformes, Xenocyprididae. Gene Ontology annotation, biological process: diacylglycerol metabolic process; intracellular signal transduction; regulation of synaptic transmission, glutamatergic.